Phalaenopsis equestris is the source of this 1279-nucleotide messenger RNA. RefSeq names its product probable sugar phosphate/phosphate translocator At3g14410. The record is from RefSeq and is a predicted model, not a curated record. Gene Ontology annotation, molecular function: antiporter activity. Gene Ontology annotation, cellular component: endosome; trans-Golgi network; Golgi apparatus. The transcript is spliced from 8 exons. Bases 89 to 1120 code for a protein of 343 amino acids. NCBI's taxonomy places the organism in Eukaryota, Viridiplantae, Streptophyta, Magnoliopsida, Asparagales, Orchidaceae.
UGGCCCGAAGUCUCCGCUUCCACCGUUCGAAAGCAAACUUCGAUCUCUUUUGCUUCACUCGGGUAGGUGGUAGAAGGCAGUCGCCCUGAUGGAUCAGUGGAUGAAGAAGAUGAAGGAUGGCGGCGUUACUUACGCUUAUCUCAUCUUUUACAUUGCCAUAUCAAGUGGUCAGAUUUUCUUCAACAAGUGGGUUUUGUCUUCGAAGGAGAUCAACUUCCCUUAUCCUGUGGCAUUGACUCUGCUGCAUAUGCUUUUCUCCUCUGUUCUGUGCUUCAUUCUAACUAAACUUCUGAAGAUUAUCAAGAUUGAGGAGGGAGUGACAACAGAAAUAUAUUUUACCUCCAUUAUUCCAAUUGGUGCAAUGUUUGCAAUGACCCUAUGGUUGGGAAACAGUGCAUACCUCUACAUAUCUGUUGCUUUUGCGCAGAUGUUGAAAGCUGUCAUGCCCGUAGCUGUAUUCAUUCUUGGCGCUGCGGCUGGCCUUGAAGUACUGAGUUGCAGAAUGUUUCUGAUAAUGUCUGUCAUCAGUUUAGGGGUUAUUAUUGCCUCCUAUGGGGAAGUCACUGUUAGUUGGGUUGGAGUGGUAUAUCAGAUGGGUGGUGUGGUAGGAGAAGCCCUCAGGCUUAUCUUCAUGGAAAUUUUUGUGAAAAGAAAAGGCAUACGCCUGAACUCAAUAUCAGUGAUGUAUUAUGUCAGUCCAUGCAGCGCAUUCUGCCUCUUUGUCCCAUGGUUAUUCCUUGACAAGCCAAAAAUGGAUUCUGCCGGGCCUUGGAACUUUCCACCUCUUAUAUUGUUUCUUAACUGCCUCUGCACCUUUGUGCUCAAUCUCUCAGUUUUCCUUGUUAUCUCGAGAACAAGUGCACUGACUAUUCGUGUUGCUGGAGUUGUGAGGGACUGGGUGGUGGUUUUAUUUUCUGCCGCUCUAUUUUCUGAUACAAAGUUGACAGUUAUCAACCUAAUUGGUUAUGGAAUAGCCAUUGCUGGUGUUGUGGCAUACAACAAUAACAAGCUCAAGAAGGAAGCAUCUGGGAUCAGUCCAACUGGAAACACUGAUUCUAGAGAUGAGUUGAGAUCAGAUGAUAUUCGCGUACAGCUGACUUCUUCCAACGAAACAAGAUAGAUUUCAUUCUUUUCGUCUGAAAUGCCAACUUCUUCUCUGUAUAUCAUUGAUUUGGAGCAGCACGCUGCGAAGCCUGAAGAAAUCACUGUCAAGGUUGAUAUCUUUGCAUCUAGCAUUUAUUUUCUUUAUUUUUUUCUUAAACUAGUUCUUCAAACAAUA